AUGAAAUGGUUCUGCAUUCUCAUCCUGCCGUCGCUGCUUCUACCCAAGGUUCUGGGAUCCUGCAGCUCGCUCCUGCUGACUCAAGAUGCAUGCCCGCUGGAGGCGAACCCUCUCUCGAAGUUUGAAGCAGCUGUCGAGCGUCAAGUAGCAGGACAGCAAGUUGCCAUCCGAACGAUCAGCAAGGCCUUCGCGCACAACAUGAGAGAUUACGAGAAAUGGAAGGGGUCGAAGUUCUCAUUCCAGAGUGUCAGCAGUCUCUUGUCUGGACUACCGCACAGCAUACAGCAUGUUCUGGUGGAGAAGGAGGUGUUAAGAAACCGCACGUUUGCGCAGUUCUUCCAUUUCUCUGGACCUACGGGGGUCGGCAAGUCGCUGGUCGCAAGGAUCCUAUCAAGGUGUUUGUUUGCAGCGACAAAGGGAGAGGAAGGGAGGACAAAGGGAGAGGAAGGGAGCGUCUGCGGGGUUCUUGAGAUCAACAUGCGGUCGCUGUCAGGCUUGAAGCCAUGGCAGAUGAGUGGGGCGAUGGCCAACAUCACGGGGAGGAUACGAAGCCAGCUCCACACUUGCCCUCGAUCAGCUGUGAUCCUCGAUGAGAUCCAGAGCAUCUCCUACCAGCAGCUGGACUCCAUGCUGGGCCAGGUCGACUUGCAUCCUCCCGGCAUCUUCAUCCUGGUUUCUGACCUGGGUGCUCGCAAGCUCAACGCUUCUAUGAGCCGAGACGAGGCCACGUCGGUCAUCCGCGAAGCAGCGCUGGUGUCCACCUAUGGGACGUCGCCCAUGCUGCACAGGAUCAUCCUGCAUAACAUGGUUCCCUUCCUUCCGCUGGACGAGGACGAGCUGCGGCGAGUCGCCGACAUAGAAUUGCAGAAGCUGGAAGCGAACUUCAUACGGGAGUACGACAUGUGGAAGGGAAAGUUGACGUGGGGGCGAGCAGUCUCAGCGCACAUUGCGAGAGAGUGUAUCUUGAACGAGGUCUACCUCGACGACGGUGGCAGGGGGGUGGAGACUUUUGUGCAUCACGAGCUUGCCUUCAUGGUGGAGGUGAAGCUCAGUGAGUUGCUAGAGUCUCCCGCCAGGUGCUACAACAAUGUGGACGUGCGGGUGGAGCACGGGGCAAUCAGAGUGGAGGUCGACUCUGUGUACGAUAAGGGUGACUUCGACGAGAGUUAG
Guillardia theta CCMP2712 is the source of this 1170-nucleotide messenger RNA. RefSeq lists its product as hypothetical. The record is from RefSeq and is a predicted model, not a curated record. Bases 1 to 1170 code for a protein of 389 amino acids. Gene Ontology annotation, molecular function: ATP hydrolysis activity; ATP binding. Lineage: Eukaryota; Cryptophyceae; Pyrenomonadales; Geminigeraceae. The transcript has a single exon.